UCUCAGGAGCCUCGGCUGCCGAUCGGCAGCGUUUUCCGACCAUGCUGAAAAAGUGUUGCAGGGCCCCUUUAAGUAAGUCCAGGUAAUUAGGAAGCUGCGUCUUUGCGCAACGUCUCGUUCUUGACUAAAUGUUAUUGACAGUCUAUUGUGUCUACCAAAUGCGUGGAAGCAAAUGAGUGCUUUUAUAGACCGAAUGGAGCACAUGUAAUGAGUGAAACGAAGGAAAGGGUACAUGAAAUAAUAUUGCGAUUCGCUUUGGGACAUUGAGGAAACAACCUCCUUAGAUGAGGCAACCUAAAUAUCAAUGAAAUGUCCAGUCGCUUCUACACCAUACAGAAGUCUACAGGGCUCUGUAAUUUUAGCUGCGUUAUUAGCGGCGGUCCGCAGCACUUACUUUAAGCUUGCCGUGGGCUGUGUGCUUGUAUACGUAGCCAUGGCCAUGCCUGUUUUCUUCGACAUCAGAAGAUUCAGAGAAGUAGACUUGAAUACUGUACAUCGAAGAUUUUUCAUGUUUGACAAAACUACAGAGGCAGCAACAGAGCGGCACAACGGCACCCUGACGAAGAAUGAGACGCAUGGCAUUACAGGUGUUCCCAAGGACGUAGUCAGCGACAGUACAAGAAGUAACCCGUCAGCGCAGAACCUAUGCCCCAUAAUACCUCCAAACCUGAUUGGUUACAUACCUACGAAGAUGGAUGUGCGAUCGUUAGACGAUGUGGAAGGCGAAUUUCCUGACGUAAUGUCGGGAGGCCACUUCCGGCCCAAGGAAUGCACAUCUCGGCACAGGGUGGCUAUCCUCAUACCAUACCGAAACCGGACAGAACACCUCAAAAUAUUUGUAUACAACAUUCAUCGGGUGCUGGCGAGACAGCAGAUUGACUACGGUGUCUUCGUCAUCGAGCAGGGUGAUAAUUGCAAUUUUAAUCGGGCUAAGCUCCUAAACAUCGGAUUUCUGGAGUCUAGUGCACUCUACGACUACCAGUGCUUCGUCUUCCAUGAUAUCGACCUUGUGCCAGUCGACGACCGCAAUGUGUACACGUGUCCUCAAAGGCCUCGUCACAUGUCUGUGACUAUUGACUCCCAAUCGGGUGUCCCGUACCCUUUGAUGUUUGGAGGAGUUAGCGCAUUGAGCAAGGAGCUAAUGUUACGAGUCAACGGCUACUCCAAUGUCUACUGGGGAUGGGGAGGAGAGGACGACGACAUAUCUUCCAGGCUUAAACAUAUCAACCAAACCAUACUCAGGCGUCCGGGCAACAUAGCUAGGUACAAGUCUUUGAAGCACGGGAAAAGCAAGGCAAAUCCAGCCAGGUUUGACAUUCUUCGUGAAUGGGAAACACGCUACAAGACUGAUGGCUUGAACAGUGUCAAGUACAAGGUUAUGCACAUGGAGUUAAAAAAACUUUACACAUGGAUACUGGCUGACAUAAGAGAGCCAUAAAGAGCCAACUUACAGAUCAAUUAUACCUGUUUCCUAAUUAUUUAAAUAACUUUUUUCACCUGUUUUAAUUGUGCCCAACACUUGAAAUUGCGGAGAAUAUUUUCACAGAAAUAUAUUCCAUAAGUCUUUAUACGUAGCACAUUAUUCCUGAAAGCCUUAUUCCCAUUAGGUAACUGAGGAGGAGGAAACCGAGUGCUCAGUUUACGCUACUUACAGCAAUAUGAAACCAGACUACGAAAAGCUAAAUUGGUUGACUCAUUCACGUGAAAAAUUGAAGAGAGAGCGCACAGGGAAAUAAAAC
This is a messenger RNA of Rhipicephalus sanguineus (brown dog tick), 1739 nucleotides long. Its product is annotated as beta-1,4-N-acetylgalactosaminyltransferase bre-4. Gene Ontology annotation, molecular function: N-acetyl-beta-glucosaminyl-derivative 4-beta-N-acetylgalactosaminyltransferase activity. The transcript has 8 exons. The record is from RefSeq and is a predicted model, not a curated record. NCBI's taxonomy places the organism in Eukaryota, Metazoa, Arthropoda, Arachnida, Ixodida, Ixodidae. Bases 305 to 1438 code for a protein of 377 amino acids. Gene Ontology annotation, biological process: carbohydrate metabolic process; glycosphingolipid biosynthetic process.